Messenger RNA from Bombus pyrosoma, 5839 nucleotides. It is a transcript of the gene pain, whose product is annotated as transient receptor potential cation channel protein painless. Gene Ontology annotation, biological process: monoatomic ion transport; transmembrane transport. Gene Ontology annotation, cellular component: membrane. The transcript has 3 exons. Lineage: Eukaryota; Metazoa; Arthropoda; Insecta; Hymenoptera; Apidae. The record is from RefSeq and is a predicted model, not a curated record. Gene Ontology annotation, molecular function: monoatomic ion channel activity; protein binding. Bases 3022 to 5682 code for a protein of 886 amino acids.
AUCGAACACAGAUCCAAAUGGUGCAUUCGCUCAAUAACUUAUCUUGUUUUGAUUUUGUGAAUAACUUGUUUUGAUACCCUAACAUAACAUGUAUUCGGUCCUCAACCGCUCGUCACGCAUAGGAAUAUCAUCUUCAUGUAAACAAUAUGUAAACUCGCCAUAAUAAAAAAUAAUAAGAUGUUAUACAUAAUAUACACAAAUUAUUAAUAUGUGUAUGUGUGAGGUACAUUAAUAAUUAAUACAAUCUGUAAUAAAAUUAUGUUCAAACCUUCAAGAUUUUACUAAAAAUACGAAGGUUGUUGAAAAUUGUGAGUGGUCCUAAUUUUUUGACCAGAGACUGUAUUGUAUAUUGGAAUUAGGUUUUUCAAACGUUUCUUUGAAGAUUCUGUUGUUCACACCUUUAAUCAAUUCGAAGGACUCACAGUAUGGGUAUAAUUGAUGAUUAUUUGUCUUAAAGCCUUGACUUGUCUGAUACUAAUAAUUAUACGAUUGUGGUAUUAAGCGAUUAUAGUUAGACCGUAGAUGUUUACGCAAAUUCAUAUUUUUGUAACCUAAAUAGGUAUUAUAUGCAUUUUAUACAUUUUUUAUCUUUAAACUUUUUAUAAAUGCAUAAAAAUCCGUAGUCGAAUUAUAAGCUUUCACAGUAAAGUUUUAUUGCGUAAUAUAAACUGAUUUCGAUAAUCCAUAGAUAUAUACAAAUAAUUUUGACUAGGCUAAAAAAGAAUAGAUUCGACAGCACCAAAAAAUACUUAGAAAUAAAUGAAUAUUUUCAAUUAAUCAGCCUAUAUCAAUAUUAAGGUAACUACAGAAUUCAAAGUUACAAUCGAUAUUUAGAAAUGUACUUGUUCUCUUAUCGAGAUUAAAAUUUAAGAUCAUUCUUUUCGCUAUUAUCUUAGACAAUCGGACAAGAGGAAAGUACUUAUUUUUAGGCCAGAAAUCACCUUCUUAUUUGUCUUGUCGAUCAACGAUCGUUUACAUAUGAAAUACCGCGACAAUUUACCUUUUGUAGCUUAUCAUGAAUUAUGUAUUUGUACAAUUCGAUCUCGUCGAUCACAUGAUUCACCGAUUUUAUCAACGCAAUAAUAGUACUACGAGAUAAAUCACCAUUUAUGUUCUUCUAUAAUGUCACCGGCGGCGAAUUCAGUAUUACGCCACGGUGACAUAAUAUUUGUUUACAGCUUGGAUUACUCAUUGUCAGAGUAGCUCAUCAGUAAAGAUGUCUCAUACAGUCCUACAGUAUUAAUAUAAUUGAACUCGAAAUAUCUUUGACGACACACCGGUAAAUCUUUCUAUUCUGUAUUUUCUGCCAAUUACCUAUUAAAAUUAAAUUGAUAACAAAAAUUAAGGAUAAUAUUGUGUUCGACAAAGUUAUGCAAUUUUCAAAGUUGGUUUGUAAUAGAUUAAAAUUUUAUUGUUUAAGAAUGAAUUGACGAAUGAAAUUGUAGUAUCGGGGGAAAACUCUGGAGAAAAACCCCAUGUACCCCAGGUAAAAAGCAAUAUAAGUGCUGACGGAUGGGCCAUAUACCCGUGGUCCUUUACGACACGGGGUAAUUGAGAAAAGUGUACUUGAUCAUGGGUCAUCCACAUCUGUGUGUAUAUUAAAACGUUAGAGACAGCCUUUAAUCAGUUGCAAGGAGAGUUGUACAGUGAGUUGUAACGAGAGUCGAAGAGAUGAAAGUUGUAAUAAGAAUCGAAGAGAACAGUGUUGACAGUGCAGAGUCGAGAAGUGUUGUAAGACGAGUUGUUAAUUGUAAAUUGUGAAUUGAAUUGUGAAUCAUCCAUUUAAGUUGUAUUAGUUAUAGCAUAUCACUGCAUUAAGUUCAUUAAUUAACCAUUGUUUCCUGUUUUAUAAUAAUAACUUAGAGAGAGGGAAAGAGAGAGAGAGAGAGAUCAAACACCAGAGAGAAAGUGUAAGAUUAUUCUACUCUCUAUAAUUGGAGGCCCGAGCAGAGAUUGAACAAAACAGAAAACGAAACAUUUAACAGAACUAUUCGUGUAAUGAUUGUGAAAACCAGAUUGAAAUCAAGUCGAAUCAUUAUUCACGAUGACUGAAGGAUCGAACGCGGAUAACACCAUCGUUGAUGUCGAAGAAAGGUGCAUUGUUAACGAUAAGCUAACGCGAAUUGAAACAAUGAAAGUUGCAGAAUAGAAAGAGAAACUCAAAAGAUGAAAAUUAAAGACAAUUGAUAAGAAGAAAGAAUUGUAAGACCGCCUAAGAGUUUUCAUCGCUUUGGAGAUUCAGCGAAGACGAAGAAGAAGAAGAUGAAGAAGAGCGCGAUCUAUUCGAAACACGCGUGAGAGUCGACAGCAGAAGCGCGUAUGUUUUAACAUUUAGGGAUGUGGAAGAGUCCAUGAACAUGUUCAGCGGUGACGACAACGUCAAUGUGCAAAGCUGGUUGUCGGAGUUUGAGAAGAUGUGCGAUCUCUACGAUUGGACUGAUGUGCAGCGCGUAAUAUAAUCGAAGAAGCUUUUACGUGAUUCGGCAAAAUUGUUCGUCGACUACGAAAGGUGUUGUAAAAGUUAGCAAACAAUGCAGAAAAUGCUGAGUACGGAAUUUGAACAAAAAGUAGACGUGUAAAAGGUGCAUAAAGAGUUGUUGCAUCGAACUAAGAAAGAAACCGGGACAUACCAGGAGUAUGUCUAUAAGAUGUUAGACAUAGCGAAGCAAGUGAGUAUGGAAAGUUCGGCCAUAAUAAGAUACAUCAUCGUCGGAAUUCGUGACGAAGAGAUCAACAAAGUGAUACUGUAUGGCGCCAAGAACAUUCGAGAGUUAAAAGAGAAGCUUACCAUGUGCGAAGCUAUGAAAGAAAGUGCGAAAACGAAAAGCAAACGAGUUGAAGAAAGAUCCAAGAGGACAAGUUGCGACGAAGCAGCGCAGGAGCGGUUGCGAGAAUGCUUUCUAUGCGGAAACAAAAAUCAGCUAAGUGCGGAAUGACUAACUAAAAGCAAGGGUGACCAGAUGCUUCAAAUACCAGGAGUACGGACACAUCGCAUCGAAGUGCAAUAACCCGAACCUAAAUAUGGAUCCUGAGGACGAAAACUUGCAAAUGCACCUUCUACAUGAUUACACUACGAAUUCUACAAAAUCUCAAACCAUAUACAAGCUACUCCUAGACUACCUACGAACCAAGAACAUCAAACACUUCAAGUAUCUUGUUGAGCAGAAUUUAAAAAAACAACCAGCUAUCAUCGACGUAAACUAUGCUUAUCCGAAUCGAUCGAACGAAACUUGCUUGGACAUUGCCUGCAAGAAUGGUCUCCCGGAGUUCGUGAAGUUUCUAUUGGAAAAAGGUGCGAAGGUAAACAGGGUAAACGAAGCCCACAACCGUGGACCGAUUCACUUCGCUACCGAAAAUGGAUAUGCGGAUGUCCUCAGUAUAUUAUUGGACGAACGUACAAUAAAUCCAAACCUGGAGGCUGGACAGCAAACGGCUCUGCAUAUGGCGGUGAAAAAAAAUGACCUGAAUUGCGCGUCGUUGCUUCUGGAAAAAGGCGCCAGUCCCAAUAUUCCCAAUAGUAAAGGUUUAACCGCUUUGCAUAUGGCAGCAAUGAAGGGUCAAAAGGGCAUGGUGAAUCUGAUUCUGGAAAAAACCACACAUGUCCUCAAUUUGGAUACUUACACGGACUAUAACAAUCAAACGGCUAGAGAAGUGUUGGAGAAGAAGCUGCCAAAUAUUCAGUUACCCUCGGUCGAAAAACAAGGCGUGAAUGUUUAUGACUUGAAGUAUUAUUUAAACGCUAAUGAUGAGAUGAAUUUUUUAAAAUGCUUGGAGAUUGUGGAAAACGAGGCGGUGAAUAACGUAGCGAAGGAUCUGAUUGAAAUGGCCGUGGAAAGGAACUUCAAGAAUGCGGUUAUUACAUUAUUGAAAAAAACAAGAGGGACUGGAUGUAGACUGGAGAAAGCUGCGAAUUUAGCGGUUGAACAUGGCUUGCCACAUAUCCUUCGUGAGAUAUUGGAGACUGAUGUUGAUGUUACGAGUGACUUACUGUUGAACGCUUGCAUAGAGCUUGGUAUGCCGAAUAAAGAAGGGUCGGGAAACAUGAAUGAUCGACUGGAAUGUUUAAAUCUGAUCCUGGAAAGAGAAGACGUGGAUGUUCGGUGCACAGAUAGCAAAGGAAAUACUCCACUUCAUUAUGCAGCCAGGGCUGACUGUCGAGAGGCAGUGACAUUGCUACUUGAAAAAGGAAGCUACAUCGGUCACAUGAACCAUUUUGGCGUUCCACCAGUUGAAGAUAUUUCCGUGUCCACUCUAUCCCAAUAUUUCGAUAACUGCAUACAAGCUAGGAAAAAACGAACAAACGAAUAUACAAUCGAAUUUGACUACAAAUGUUUAGUACCUCACGACACCCCUUACACGAUGAAUCAACAGAAAAAUAUAAUUAGUCAGGGCAGACGAGAAAUGGAUGUUUUUCAAUACAUCGCUAGCAACAGUAGUUUAAAACAUCUAUUGAAUCAUCCUCUGUUAUCUUCUUUCCUAUAUUUAAAAUGGCAUCGAAUAAGACACAUCCUGCACCUAAACUUGGCAUUUUACAUUUUGUUUUAUCUUCUGUUGAAUACAUACAUUCUGCAGGUCACUUAUAUCACAGGAGGCUCGCAAAUAUCUGCGAACUCGAGCGUACAGAUAAACGAGGAGAUAAAAGGAUCAACUCCCAUCUACAUUCUGUAUAUAUUCACUGGUAUCGUAACAGCAUUGUUUGCAUUUAGGGAGAUCCUCCAAUUGUUCUCAGCACCGUGCCAUUAUGUAUCUAGUUUGGAAAAUUGGAUCGAAAUAGCGUUGAUAAUAUUAGGAUUCAUUAUUUUAAGCGGUGUAACUAUGCAAGUUGCAGCUAUUGUAAUAUUACUAUCUGCUUUGGAAAUGGUGAUCCUACUUGGCAAGCAUCCUCGAAUGUCCACAAGUAUCGAGAUGUUCAAAAAGGUGUCUUUCAACUUCGUACGUUUUUUGUUACUUUAUGUAUUUCUUAUCCUAGGUUUCGCGUUUGCUUUCUUUACCGUCUUUAAGGAUGAUAACAAGAACUUCUUUCCAGAUCCUGGACACUCUCUGUUCAAAACCAUCAUCAUGUUCACUGGAGAAUUCAACUCCAAUGACAUUGUCUUCGUGUCGCAUCCGAUUCUCAGCCAUUUUAUCUUCACCUUCUUCAUCUUUUUCAUCGCGAUAGUUUUGUUCAAUUUACUGAACGGUUUGGCAGUCAGCGACACAGCAGAGAUCCUCGGGAAGGCAGAAUUAGUUGGAUUAAUUUCUAGGAUACAAGUUCUUGCUUAUAUUGAAAAUCUGAUUGUUCGAGCACCUUUUGCACGCAAGACACAAUGUUCAAUUUGUUGUGGUCGCUUGCAUGGCUUUGAAUACAAUCCCUUAGCGUUCCUCGUUCGGAAAGUUCUUCUCUUUCCAACUUACUUGAGUACUGGUAAAUUGAGCGUGGAACCGUACAAUAUUUUAUUUUAUCACAAUGUAGAAUCCGAUAAAGACCCCAGCGAGGUGUUCCCUGCCUUCAAAAUGGAUCCGUAUAUCAUGAAACAGGUUAAAGAUGUUCUAUUGAGGAAAGGUCAGGAAUCAAAUAAUGAAAAAAUGUUCAAUAAAUUGGAGAAAUUGGAAAGAAGAUUCGCGACGAUGGAAAUUAUAUUGAGUUCCAUUAAACAAAAGAUUGAGAAUAAUAAUUUUAAUGUUGAAGAUGCUGAAAAUUAAAAUAUUGUUCUAUUUAUUCCUCUUUCGGCUUUUUUAAAUAUAACAACGAUUGUUGUUGAUUUCUACUUAUGACUAUAUUAAAGGCACUGUAUUUAUUUCAUGUUAUAUUGUAAUAUUUUUAUUACAUUUAAUAAAUUAUCUAAAUGAAAUCAUUCAA